Messenger RNA from Epinephelus fuscoguttatus (brown-marbled grouper), 3054 nucleotides. RefSeq names its product leucyl-tRNA synthetase 2, mitochondrial (gene lars2). The record is from RefSeq and is a predicted model, not a curated record. Lineage: Eukaryota; Metazoa; Chordata; Actinopteri; Perciformes; Serranidae. Gene Ontology annotation, molecular function: aminoacyl-tRNA deacylase activity; leucine-tRNA ligase activity; ATP binding. The transcript has 21 exons. Bases 151 to 2865 code for a protein of 904 amino acids. Gene Ontology annotation, cellular component: mitochondrion. Gene Ontology annotation, biological process: leucyl-tRNA aminoacylation; mitochondrial translation.
GCCUACAGCGAAGUCGUGAUCCAGGGGAACAGGUCAUUCACAUCUUAUUUAAAAGCUGAGUAUGACAUUCAUAACAUGGACUACUGGAUUUAUUUAACCACGACCAUAACGCUUAAACAAAGGACCCGGAAAUAAAACGGUGACAGAACCAUGCAGGUGUCGGUGAGAAGGCUGGCUCUGUAUCCGAUGGGUGUUGCCCGGUUUGGCCAAAUCAGGGAUGCUCUCCUGAGCCCGGUAGCCCGCCUCCUGUCCCCCAGCACCCGCACCCUGUUCAGUGAGACAGGAGUGUGGGAGAAGGACUAUAAAACAGAGACCCGACGCCGAGUGGAAGAAUGGUGGCACCCACGAAUUAUGGCACAGUGGAGGAAGGAUGUGUUAGAGGAGAGUUCCAACAGGAAGAAGUUUUACGUCCUCUCCAUGUUUCCGUACCCAUCGGGCAGACUGCACAUGGGUCACGUGCGAGUGUAUACCAUCAGCGACACAAUCGGCCACUUCCAGAGAAUGAGAGGCCAUCAGGUGCUGAAUCCGAUGGGUUGGGAUGCGUUUGGACUCCCAGCAGAAAACGCAGCCAUUGAGAGAGGUCUCGACCCAGAGGAGUGGACUAAAAGUAAUAUCCAGUCCAUGCGGGAGCAGCUGGACAGCCUCGGCCUUUGCUUCAACUGGGACAGGGAGGUGACCACUUGCCUUCCAGACUACUACAGGUGGACGCAGUAUCUGUUCAUCAAGCUCUUUGAAGCAGGACUGGCAUAUCAGAAAGAGGCUGUGGUGAACUGGGACCCUGUUGAUCAGACAGUGCUGGCUGAUGAGCAGGUGGAUGAAAAUGGUCGCUCCUGGAGAUCUGGCGCCCUGGUGGAGCAGAAGCUGCUCACACAAUGGUUCAUCAAGACUACAAACUAUGGCAAGCCUCUCCUGGACGCCCUGGCAGACCUUCCAGAGUGGUAUGGUGUCAAAGCCAUGCAGGCAAACUGGAUUGGAGAGUGCACCGGCUGCUACUUUGAUUUCAAACUCAAGGUGAACGGGGAGGACACGGGGGAGACCCUGUCAGCCUACAGCUUCUCCCCAGAGAUGGUGUUCGGAGCGGCUUACCUGGCCAUCCUGCCCUCCCACAGGCUGCUGCACGGUAGCAGCUCAGUGCGCUCGGCCCUGGAGAAAGCCUUUCAGCCUGGCAGAGACUCCCUUACAGAGGUCACCGCUCGCAACCUGCUCACAGGCCACGAGGUUCCCGUGGUCAUCUCACACAAGGAGGCAUUUGAUGGCUAUUUGGAUACUGUGAUCGGUAUCCCAGACAGCAGUGAGGACCAUCUGUCCGUGGCUACAGCUCUGAAUCUGAGGUGGGAAGCAGUGCUGAAAAGUGACGAAGACGGGAAACAAACUCUGAUCAACUCUGAUGAGUUCUCAGGCCUCACCAGAGAGCAGGCAUUUGACUCCAUUACCCAGAAGGCCAGAGAGCAGAAGAUUGGCGGCCACCUCACCAGCUCCAAGCUGAGGGACUGGUUGAUAUCAAGACAGCGGUACUGGGGCACACCCAUUCCAGUAGUGCAUUGUGGGGCUUGUGGUCCAGUCCCUGUCCCUGAGGAGGAGUUGCCAGUUACAUUACCAAAGCUACCGUCUCUCAAAGGAAAGGGUGCGUCGCCGCUGGAGGCUGCUCAUGACUGGGUCAACUGCACCUGUCCCAGAUGCAAGGGCCCGGCGAGGAGGGAGACCGACACCAUGGACACAUUUGUGGACUCUGCCUGGUAUUAUUUUAGAUACACAGACCCUCACAACCCAGACAGGCCUUUUGAGCGCCACCUAGCAGAUCACUGGCUGCCUGUGGACGUGUACAUCGGAGGGAAGGAGCACGCCGUCAUGCACUUGUACUAUGCUCGCUUCCUCUGUCACUUCUGCAAGGAUCAGGGUCUCGUCGCUCACAGGGAGCCUUUUUGGAAACUGCUGGUUCAGGGUCUGAUCAAGGGCCAAACUUUCAAACUGGCAGACAGCGGCCAAUACUUGAAGAGAGAAGAAAUAGACUUCACAGAUAAGGAGCCAGUGGCGCGUGGCGGUGGUCGUAUCGAGGUGACGUGGGAGAAGAUGAGCAAGUCUAAACACAAUGGUCUGGACCCUCAAGACGUGGUGCAGCAGUACGGCGUGGACACGGUUCGGCUCUACAUCCUUUAUGCAGCACCACCUGAACAGGACAUCCUCUGGAAUGUCAAGACGGAUGCCCUACCCGGGGUUCUGCGAUGGCAGUCUCGUCUCUGGCAGCUGGUGACCAAGCUGAGGGGGGCUCGGCAACUUGGAGACAUCCCUAACCCCUCCCUGCUGAAAAAGAAAGAGCUGGCAGAGGCCAAGAAGAUCUGGAAGAACAAGAACUACGCUAUUCAAGAGGUGACAUCUCACUUCACAGAGGAAUUCCUCUUCAAUGCAGCCAUUUCCCGCCUGAUGGGACUCACUAAUACGCUGAAUAGUGCAACGGUCAGGCUGUUGCAGCACAGUGUGGAGUUUGAGGAAGCUCUGGCUGCGCUGGUGAUGAUGACAGCGCCCAUGGCUCCUCACCUGGCUUCUGAACUUUGGGCAGGUCUUUGCCAGGUGAAAAACCCUCUCAGCCCCCUCCUUCUGCGGGGAGGAGAUGUCCUACAACAGUCCUGGCCGACUGUGGACCCUGAGUACCUGGAGGCCCCUGACUUUGUGGAGCUGUCUGUGCUGAUAAACAACAAGGCCUGUGGGACGGUGUCCGUGCCGCUGCAGGUGUCCAAAGAUUUGGAGCAGGUGCAGAAGCUCAUCCUGGAGAGCCCGUUCGGACGGAAGCUUCUUGGCGAGCGCAGCAUCAAGAGAACCAUCCUCUCCCCUAGGACCGCCCUCAUCAACUUCCUCAUUGAUGAGUGAUGUUUAGGCAUUCACAGCUACUUCUGUAACUGCUGGUUGUGAACGCCAUCAUGUCAGUUAGUGACUUCACGGAAAGAGAAAAGAGGAUGACUUUAAUGUAAAUUAAGACAAAGUUAUCAUUUUUAAUGUAAAUAUGUCUUAAGAUUUUUAUUUAUAUUUUCCUGUUUUUAAUAAAAGCCUGAAGAAGCA